Molecule: messenger RNA, 3310 nt
Organism: Temnothorax curvispinosus
Lineage: Eukaryota; Metazoa; Arthropoda; Insecta; Hymenoptera; Formicidae
Product: ATP-binding cassette sub-family G member 8
Exons: 8
Coding region: 385-2838 (817 amino acids)
Cellular component (GO): plasma membrane
Molecular function (GO): ATP binding; ATP hydrolysis activity; ABC-type transporter activity
Source: RefSeq, a predicted model, not a curated record
GUGGCGGCCAGCGUUCCGGCAGGACUCCGGCGAGUCGCGCGAUAUCUGUCGCUUCGCUUCGAUCGCGAGCCGAGGAAGAUAUCUCGGGUAAAAAUCUCGACAACGACGACGACGGCGGCGGCGUCGCGGUAACGCGAUCGCCCAAGAGAGAAAGAUCGUUCUUUUUUUCUCAUCCCCGCGGGUGACGGUCCUCCGGCACGCAAGGGAAGUGCAUCCCUUUUCUCUGUCACGCGAAGUCGCGGGAAGCCCGAUCGGCCGGCGCGGGCGAUCGGCGCAGGAGGACGACGAACCGGAAUGGAGAGGAGGCAGCAGCGUCGUCGUCGUGACUCUUCCAGCUUCCAAGGUUGAAGGCCCAACGCGAAUACACAGCCGCCACCGGAAAAUAUGGGCUCGGAAGCCUGGGAGCUGGAGAGGAGGUACUCGGUGCCGGGAGCUCUGGACACCAGGGGCCUGGAGCCGCCGGCCAGCGAGGAUCUGCACGCAUGGUCGAUUUACAGGCAAAACCUAAACUCCGACUUCACGGAUUCCGCACUCGGCUCCGCUGAGAAGUCGCCGCUGCCGUACGGAAACUUCCAGCUGCGCGACUCUACGGUGCAGAGCAUCCUGCGGCAUCCGCGGUACGGACCCAAGAGCCCGCUGGCCAACAACUCUUACACGUACUUGAAGUUCGGCUUGCCGCGCGUCCUGCCGCCCAGCUCGCGGAAUCGCGACGGCUCGAGCGGCUACGACUCCAGCGAGGAAGGACGACGCGUGUCGCACGCAGGUGCUCCGGUACAUACAACCUCGAUUAUGCGUUCAGCCAGAAGCGAUCCGGAUUUCAGGCAUGUCCACGCUGUCCCGAGGGAGCCGGCGCAUUCUCAGUUAACUGUCGCGAGGGACCAUCCGAGACUGAGAAGCGCCAGCGAGGCUAAUCUCUUGCAGAGCCCGAUCAGGACCAACCGGCGACACAGCAUCGCGCCGAUCGAUCCGGGAUAUAUAGCGCACGGACACGGUAUCAUGGGGCCGGAAGGUUACGCGCUGCCAAUGAGACCCAUGCCGUGUCUGCAGCAUCCUCACCUGCAGCUGCGAGGCGUGGAGGCUGCAGGCUCGGACGGGCUGCCGCUUCUUCGUGGUAUCACCCUCGAGGCCGGCGCCGCCGAGGUGCUGGCCAUUAUGGCGACUACCGAGAAGGAAGGCACGCAGAUCGUCGAGACGAUCGCGGGCAGGAGGCGAAUAAAAAGAGGCGAUAUUCUGCUCAAUGGAAGAUCCAUAUCGGCACGCAGCCUGAGAUCGCGCGUCGCCUAUCUACCCACGGAAAGUGGCCUGAGCCCCGGGCUGACGGCUCAGCAGACUCUCAGCUUCUACAUGUUGCUGAGAGGCGGCCGCAACACCACCACGCUCGAGGCCGAGGCUAUCCUGCAGGAACUCGGCUUGGAGGCGACCAAGCACUGCCUGGUGAACACCCUGACGACCUCCGAGGCCCGACGACUGGCCCUCGCCUGCCGGCUGCUUCAGGACUCGCACAUCCUCGCCUUGGACAGACCCACCCACGGUCUGGACAUUUUCGACGCCUUCUUUCUGAUCGAGUACCUGAGGCAGUGGGCCAGCCGCGGUCAGCGUCUUGUCGUCCUGACCCUACACCCGCCCACCUACGAGAUCCUGACGAUGGUGUCGAGGGUCGCGCUCACGUCCGGCGGUCGAGUCAUGUACUCCGGACCCAGAAGAGACAUGCUGCCAUAUUUCGCGCUCGCCGAGUUUCCCUGUCCGCCGUUCAAGAACCCGUCCGAUUACUAUCUUGAUUUAGUAACGCUGGAUGACCUGUCGGCGGAAGCGAUGCUGGAGUCCUCACAGAGGAUAGAUCACCUGGCUGAGCUGGCCAGAACGAGGCUACCUCCGAUCAGUGAUCCUGGACCACCCGGCGCACUUCCGCCCUCGAUGUCCGGCCCCAAUAUAUUUGUGCAAUUCUACGCGCUAUUGUUACGAACGCUCAUCUACAGUCAACCGUGGACGUUAACAAGACUGUUGCGGAAGAUCGUCAUUUCCGCGUCGCUCAGUGUUCUACUCGGUGCAAUAUUCUGGGACAUCGCCGGCGAGUCGAAUCUAUAUCUACGAGACAGAAUAGGCUAUCAUUACGCUAGUUUGGGCAUCUUCUUCUGGCCCCUGAGCCUCCUGGCGAUGUGCGACGUGGCCAGCAGCAGGCCAAACGUGGAGAGGGACAUCAGGGACGGGCUGUACGGUAGAUUUAUGUAUAUUAUCGUAGAGCUCAUCUGUAGCGUGCCGUCCUGGUGCGUGAUCUAUCUGAUAUAUCUUGCGCCGGCGUUUGCGAUGUCGGGGCUGCACCUCGUGCCGGACGAGAACCUGACGUCGUUGUGGAACUACCUCGCCGUCGGUCUGCUGUACCUGAUGCUGCAGCAUCUCAUCUGCACGUUCUUCGCGCACGUGUGCAAGUGGACCUAUCUGGCGGCGUUGUUCGCCGGCGUGAUACUGGGCGAGAUGACCCUAGCCGGUGGGGCAACUUUGCACUUGGACAAUCUGCCGUCGUGGUAUCAGCAGAUCAGCCCGAUACAGUGGUCGUUGUCGUUGCUGCUGCCGCGUCUUCACAAAAGCGAGAGCGUGGGAAAGCUGGCCAAUUGCAAGCCCAAACAGAUCCAACGGCAGGACAUCAUUAUCCAGGCGGCGUGCGAGCCGCCCGACGGCGCGUUAGCUCUUCGCGAGAUCGGCCUCGACAAGUUGAACGUACGGGGGGAGCUUUGGCUGGGCAUCGGAGUGGCUGUCGUCGCCGUGUUGAUCAUUUUCGGAUUCUUGUGUGUCAAGUACGCCACUCCGAAGAGGCCCAGAAGCGCCCCGAACAAACCCUGAUAUGCCGCACGUUGAAUCGUCGUCGUGAAGUAGAAUCGAGACCGUACGAUUCGAGUGCCACGAAGUCGAUCUAGGUAUUCGUGAGCUUUCCAUCCUUCGGAGCAAAUGUCAUUCUUCAUUGUAGAUUGAAAAUCAUGUACCAUCCAGAUAUGAACUCGUCAAACAUUUUCGCUGACAGUGUGUUCUCGUAGAUGUCCUCUUGUCAUUUGUAGGUUUUCUAUUAUAUUUUAGCGAUUGGAUGUUCGAGUUUGACUUUGACGAAAAGUCACUUUGGCGGAAUUCUACUUCGUUAAUUCGCAUCGCGCUCGUAAAGUUUUGUGAACGUCUACUCCAUUGCGAUUCUUUAAAGGAACAAACUUUAGGGACUCGCAGGGUAGACAGAGAGGUGGUAUGGAGUACAAAGCUUAACGAGACAUUACACUAUCCUGUAAUAGAAGCUCGUUGUUUAUAGACGACAAAUAAACGCGCUUAA